UUGGUGCUCACAUUGCAGAAAUGGAUGGAGGCAACCAGAGUGAGGACUCCGAAUUUCUACUCAUAGGCCUCUCAGAGGUUCCUGAGCAGCAAGAGAUCCUGUUUUGGACGUUCUUGUCCAUGUACCUGGUCACAGUGAUGGGAAAUGUGCUCAUCAUCCUGGCCAUCGGCUCUGACUCUCGCCUGCACACACCCAUGUACUUCUUCCUGGCCAAUCUCUCCUUCACUGACCUCUUCUUUGUGACCAACACAAUCCCCAAGAUGCUGGUGAACCUUCAGUCCCAGAACAAAGCCAUCUCCUACGCAGGGUGCCUGACCCAGCUCUACUUUCUGGUCUCCUUGGUGGCCCUGGACAAUCUCAUCCUGGCUGUGAUGGCAUACGACCGCUAUGUGGCCAUCUGCCGCCCGCUCCACUACACGACAGCCAUGAGCCCUAAGCUCUGUGUCUUGCUCCUGACCUUGUGUUGGGCCCUGUCUGUCUUCUAUGGUCUCAUUCACACUGCCCUCAUGACCAGAGUGACAUUCUGUGGGUCUCACAAGAUCCACUACAUCUUCUGUGAGAUGUACGUCCUGCUCAGGCUUGCAUGUUCCGACACUCAAAUCAAUCACACAGUGCUGAUUGCCACAGGCUGCCUCAUCUUCCUCACUCCUUUUGGGUUCAUGAUCUCAUCCUAUGUCUGUAUUGUCAGAGCCAUUCUCAGAAUACCCUCAGCCUCUAACAAGUACAAAGCUUUCUCUACCUGUGCUUCACAUUUGGCCGUGGUUUCCCUGUUCUAUGGUACACUUUGUAUGGUAUAUCUGCAGCCCCUCCAUACAUACUCCCUCAAGGAUUCGGUAGCCACAGUGAUGUAUGCCGUGGUGACUCCCAUGAUGAACCCUUUUAUCUACAGUCUGAGGAACAAAGACAUGCAUGGGGCUCUGGGGAGACUCCUAAGGAAACCCUUUCAAAGGAAAACAUGACAGCAAUUUGGAAAAGGAGCAAUGAAGUGGAGACUGAGAAUAUUCUUCACCAUAUGUAAGUCAUUAUCCUAUGGGUUAUGCACCAGUGAUUAGGACAUAGCUUCAGCUGAGAAUAAGUGCAUAUAUCUGUGGUGGGUGAAAGGAUAUGUAAGUGUAGCCAGUGUCCCCAGAUCUCACUAGCUGUGGUAAUAAGCUCAUACUAAUACUAAUACUAGAAUUUUGCAGUAUCAAACUUUUCAACUUGCCUGGUAAGUUGAGAGGAUUAUCAGCCUCUUCUGAUAAUCAGUGGAUUGUCAACAAGUAACUUCAACAGCAGCCCCCAGUCCCAAGAAUAGGUGUCGUGUCCCCUUGUCCUCAGCAGCUGGCCGGCCUGCAUAUCCCCUUUACAUCAGGCCUCCUCACCUGUAAACUCCGCCAACUGGCCCACCCAGAAUCUCAUCUCAGAGAGGUUCAG
Messenger RNA from Chinchilla lanigera (long-tailed chinchilla), 1413 nucleotides. Its product is annotated as olfactory receptor 1D2. Gene Ontology annotation, cellular component: membrane. Gene Ontology annotation, biological process: G protein-coupled receptor signaling pathway. Gene Ontology annotation, molecular function: G protein-coupled receptor activity; olfactory receptor activity. The transcript has a single exon. Lineage: Eukaryota; Metazoa; Chordata; Mammalia; Rodentia; Chinchillidae. The record is from RefSeq and is a predicted model, not a curated record. Bases 21 to 959 code for a protein of 312 amino acids.